AAUAAACGUCACACCAUAGACCAACAUGUAAAGAAAAAUAAUAAAGAAAACGUAAAAAGCAUUUUCCAAAUGUUUCGUUAAAAACCAUAGACAUAUAACUUCGACAAUAGUUGACAGUUGUGUUCUUUGGAUGUGUUGUCAAGUAAGGUGUCGUUUAUAAUAAUGCGAUAAUCCGCGUAAAUUCCACAAAAAUGUCCGAAAAAAUAUGCAGAUUAUGCUUAGGUCAGGCUGUAGUGAGUUAUUCGCUGCUGGACGAAAAUGGAAUGGAAAUGCUGGAGGCCUUAAUAAAUAUUAAGGUCACAGAACAAGAAAAAAACGCUACUACAGCCUGUAUUAAGUGUUGGCUUAAUUUAAAGCUUGCUUACAAUAUACAGCAAGAAGUUGAAGAAGAUAAUACGCAUAUUAAAAAAGAAGUCCAGGGUUAUGAGAAUAAUGAAGAGGACUUUGUUUCAAGUAUUUUAAAUGAGGAAGAAAUUAUUGAAGAUGACCAAAAUUCUUUGUUUGAAAGUGUUGAAAAUGGUGUUAUUCUCAUAAAAGGUGAAUUUACUGAUGAACCAGAACUAUUUGAAAACAUAAUAGAAGAGGAAGAGGAACAAGAUGAUGAAAACGAGGAAUUAGAGCAAGGUAAUGGAGAAAAUGAAGAAGAAGCACCGGAAGAAAAUUCAGAAAACCCCACAAUCACGAAAAUUAUCACAGGCGGUACUCAGUUCACUUGUGUGAUUUGUGGUGAUAAUUUAACAGAAGACAGCAUUGAGAGUCAUGUGAGGAAGCACUUUUUGAACCCGCAACAUUGUGACGAAUGUGACAAAACGUUUCCUAACCUAAACAGUUAUAAGGCCCACAUUGUGUCUGAUCACGAUUCAAAGUUUGAGACUUACAAUUGCUCCAAUUGUAAUGCCUCGUUUCAGUACAAGUCUUUGUAUAAUUUGCAUGUUAAAAAGGCACAUAACACGGAUUUAAGACAGAGGUUUGCAUUGAAGAUGGUACGUCCAAAAAAAACUAGUGAAACUGACACUUUUGAAGAUGAGUCAACUAAUGGAAUAUAUACUUGCCCUGUGUGUAAUAAAACUUUCAAUGAACAGGAGAAAAAACGCUUUGAAGUACAUGUUAAGGUGCAUCAAAGAAAAGAAUGCCCCGUCUGUCACGCGAUGAUAACGGUUUCUAACCUCAAAAAGCACGUGAGUGCGCACUCGGCGACGCCGAGCGUGUGUCACCUGUGUGGCGCCACCUGUAAGAAUUACGACAGCUUGAGGGGGCACCUGUACUACACGCAUUCUACCAAUAGUUUUCCUUGCGAGCAUUGCGGCAAGAUUUUUAAGAAAAGUUACGCCAAAAGGUUGCACGUCAAGAAGGAACAUACCGGCGAGAAAAACCACAUCUGCGACACGUGCGGCAAAGGCUUCUUCACCCACUACUGCCUGAACAAGCACAUCCGCAUGACGCACAUGAAGUUGCGGCCGCACGUUUGCGAGCACUGCAACAAGGGAUUCUCGAGCAAGUUCGCCCUGAGAACGCACGUCAGACAGCACACCAACGAUGCGCCCUACAAGUGCGACAUCUGCGGAGAGGGCUUUAGGCAAAACGUCUCGCUGCGCGUCCACAAGAAAAACAAGCACGACAUCGUCGAGGUUAAGAAUUGCGAGUGCAAAGUGUGCGGGAAAAUGUUCGUGUCCAAGUGGGCGGUGCUCAGCCACAUGAGAUUGCAUUGAGGUUAUGUCGCAAUAAACCCCUAAACGUUGUAAAAGUAGUUGUAAUCAUUUUUCUUUUAAUAUUAGUAUAUUGUAUGUAGAUAUUGCUGAUGUUAGUUUAAUUAUAUUUUCACCAAGACUUUAUAAUAAAUUAUAACACAAAA
Molecule: messenger RNA, 1852 nt
Organism: Brassicogethes aeneus
Lineage: Eukaryota; Metazoa; Arthropoda; Insecta; Coleoptera; Nitidulidae
Source: the annotation of a GenBank genome assembly